AUUCAAACGAAACCUUAAAGAAUUAUCUACUACAUGGAAAAAACAAAAUUAAAUUUCAUCAAGUAUAACUCAAGUUAUGACAAUUUUAAUCGAGCCUAAAAGCACACCAAAAGCACCUAUCCCACAUUCAUUAACCUCCACAUCCUCGCACCCACACUUCUCAUCUCUACACCGUCGAUAUCGUUAAAUCCAACGGCUAACAUUCAAACCUGAGCAGCAACACCGAUCCGAGUACUCAUCGUAUUAACCAAUCAGAGCAGAGAUAGAAACCACACAUCUGACUAUAUAAACGUUUCCGAAGUUCUCGUCGUCUUCAUCAGAAUCCAAUCCAAUCCCAUAAACUUCUUCAAACAGAGAGAGAAAUAAAAAAGAUGUCGGCAGAGGAAGAAACCGUUCCAAUCAACGUCGAAGAGACGGUGACGGCGCCGGCGAGUGAGAAGAAACCGGCGGCGAAGGGAGGUAAAGCAAAGAAGACGAAGGAAGUAAAAGCAGCAGCAGCUCCGAAGAAGAAGCCUGCAGCUAAGUCUCCGAGGAAGAGAACUUCUUCAUCUCACCCUACCUACGAAGAGAUGAUUAAAGACGCGAUCACGACGUUGAAGGAGAGAACCGGAUCUAGCCAAUACGCGAUUCAGAAGUUCAUCGAGGAGAAGCAGAAGUCGCUUCCUCCCACCUUCAGGAAGCUUCUCCUCGUCAAUCUCAAGAGACUCGUCGCUUUAGGGAAGCUCGUCAAAGUCAAAGGCUCCUUCAAGCUCCCCUCCGCUAAAUCAACCGCCGUUACUGCUCCUAAACCGGCUCCGGUUAAGAAGAAGGCAACCGUAUCUACUAAACCGAAGGCUAAGGUUGCUAAACCAGCAGCUAAAGGAACCAAGAAGACCAAAGCUGUAGUAGCAGCUGUGAAGCCAAAGGCUAAAGUCGCUGCUAAGGCUAAACCAAAGACGAAGACAAAGACUGUGGCGGCUGUGUCCAAGACCAAAGCUGUUGCUGCUAAGCCUAAGGCUAAAGAGAGACCUGCCAAAGCGGCGAGGACUUCGAGUAGAACGUCUCCAGGGAAGAAGGCUGCUGCUCCUGCUAAGAAAGCAGCAGCGGCUGUGACUAAGAAGGCCACGGCCAAGGCGACGGCUCCGGCUGCUAAGAGUCUGAAGGCGAAGUCUCCGGCGAAGAGGGCUUCGACGAGGAAGGUGAGGAAGUGAAGAAGAUGGGGUUUAGGGUAGUGAAAGGGGGAGAUUGAAUACAUGGUUGUGAUGAUGGUUAGCUUCUCUAGGGUAGCCUUGUAUAAUUUGAAUCAUCCUUGAAGAAGCUUUUUUUACCUUUUAGUUGUUUCUGGUUUCUUCUUGAGACCUUUAGUUUCUUUUUGUAAUUUUUGGGUUGUUUUGGAAUUAAAGCUUCUUACAUGGUUAAAUGUUAA
Brassica napus (rape) is the source of this 1405-nucleotide messenger RNA. RefSeq names its product histone H1.2. Gene Ontology annotation, cellular component: nucleosome; nucleus. Gene Ontology annotation, molecular function: double-stranded DNA binding; structural constituent of chromatin; nucleosomal DNA binding. Gene Ontology annotation, biological process: negative regulation of DNA recombination; chromosome condensation; nucleosome assembly. Bases 372 to 1190 code for a protein of 272 amino acids. The transcript is spliced from 2 exons. The record is from RefSeq and is a predicted model, not a curated record. NCBI's taxonomy places the organism in Eukaryota, Viridiplantae, Streptophyta, Magnoliopsida, Brassicales, Brassicaceae.